AUGGAGAUGCCCCGCUCAUCCUUCAAGGUGUCUCCUGUAGAUGAGACAGCUUUAAACACAGCACUGGACUUAUUUCCUGGUUGUGCUUCUAAUGAUCCCUGGUGUGAUGACCUGCGUGGAACGUCGACGGCGGCAUCCGGUAAAGAUGUUCAUGUGGUUCAUCAAAGUAGUACAUUAGAUUCUCUUCCUGAUGCGACGAUAACUAGAACUACGUCCGGUGUCGAUCAUGGGAAACCGAAGGAAGAUGAUCAAUGUGGCAACAACAAGGCCUCUGAGGAAGAUGCUCAGCGUGCUCAGUGUCUGGUGCAUAGUAGAGAAGGGGGUGAACAAAAUCGAGAACAGGUGGAAGGGGAGCAACAUUGUGGUAAUCAUAGUGGUGCGAUCAUAGACAGUGAAGAUGCCGAUGUUGAGCAGCGGAAAAGAGCACGGUCAGCUUCGGAGGACCACCAGAUUUUGCCAACCAAAAAACUGAAACAAAGUGCUGCUUUAGCGGACGAGACGAUAGAAGAACAUGCAGUAAACGAGCCUACAGCUCUUAGAUCAUCUCCACCAUCUACGCCUGAAUUUUUAUCCUUGGGACGAGAAACAAAUGCAAAUGGUUUUGAACAACUUGGAGUCGGAGUUGUUGUUGGAGGUGAAGCGGAUGAACCUCCUCUUUAUCACGAAGAAAUAGCUGUUCCAGACGAGGAAGGUCCGACGAUCACGAUGAUGAAAAACGUAGACCUACUAGAAGAAAGAGUUGAAGAAGCUGUUAAGCGCAAGGCACCAC
Amoebophrya sp. A25 is the source of this 769-nucleotide messenger RNA. The record is from the annotation of a GenBank genome assembly. Lineage: Eukaryota; Dinophyceae; Syndiniales; Amoebophryaceae.